Molecule: messenger RNA, 1005 nt
Organism: Dictyostelium purpureum
Lineage: Eukaryota; Evosea; Eumycetozoa; Dictyosteliales; Dictyosteliaceae
Exons: 3
Coding region: 1-1005 (334 amino acids)
Source: RefSeq, a predicted model, not a curated record
AUGUGUAAAAAUGAUUUAGUGUGUUCUAGUGCAGAAAAGCAAUGGAAUAUCAAACCUACUUGUAUGAAAUCUAUAAAAGAAGGUGAAUCUUGUCAAAAUAGUGAACAAUGUUUUUUAGGUUUAAAAUGUAAUAUUCCCGAAAAUACUUCCACAGGUACUUGUAUGAAUAUGAAUUUUGCACAAGUAAAUCAUAAAUGUGAAAAAGAUAUAGAUUGUUCAGGUGAUGAUUUAAAAUGUAAAGAUUCAAAGUGCAUUAGAAACAACGAUAUAAAAUGUGGACUAAACAACCCAUGCCAAUAUGGUGAUUAUUGCCAUUUGCCCUCAAGAGAAUGCAAAAAAUUAAAAAAAGAAGGUGAAAGCUGUGGCCUAUCGGUGGAAUGUCAAUAUGGUAGAUUUUGUGAUCCAAGCUCAAAGAAAUGCAUUAAAAUUCUUUCAUUAAACGAAGGUGAUAAGUGUCAAGCAUAUUCCAAUGAUCAAUGUAAUGCAGCUAAUGACAUUUAUUGCGGUACUAGCGGAGUUUGCGAAAAACUAGACCUUAGAGACCCAGGAAAAUGUUUAAGAAUGGAUAAUUUAUGUGCACCCCUUCACAAAUGCAGUUGUACAGAUUUUAAAUGUUACCCAACUAGACUAUUUGGCGAAGAAUUUUCAAGUGCUCUUAUAAACUUUUAUAAUUGUGCCGAUAAACAUCAAUGUCAAUUUACAAUCAACAGAUUCUCACCAGACUCUUGUUUAACUAAAAACUGUGCAAGCGAGUUUUGUAAGUUUAAUUUAGCAAUAAACCCAAACAACAAUUUAAAUUGCGACAGAGAUGGAGUAAAAACCUAUUGUCAAAGAUAUGCUACCGAAGUGGAUAUAGUCCCAAAAUCAGUAAGAAAUGAUAUAAAAAAAAAAAAGAAAUUAUCAGACUUAGUUUUAUGUAUAGUAUUAAUUCCAGUAUCAAUUCUUAUAAUGUCAAUCGUGGUAGAAAUUAAAUUGAGAAAUCGUGAAAAGGCACUAUCAAAAUAA